Molecule: messenger RNA, 1194 nt
Organism: Candidula unifasciata
Lineage: Eukaryota; Metazoa; Mollusca; Gastropoda; Stylommatophora; Geomitridae
Source: the annotation of a GenBank genome assembly
AUGAUCCAUGUGUUGACUGGGAAUAUAUCUUGGCGGGAACACGUUUGCUGCCCUUUUCCUACAGCUCUUUCCUACAGCUCUUUCCUGCAGCUCUUUCCUGCAGCUCUUUCCUACAGCUCUUUCCUACAGCUCUUUCCUACACUCUUUCCUACAGCUCUUUCCUGCAGCUCUUUCCUACAGCUCUUUCCUGCAGCUCUUUCCUACAGCUCUUUCCUACAGCUCUUUCCUGCAGCUCUUUCCUACAGCUCUUUCCCACAUCUCUUUCCCACAUCUCUUUCCCACAUCUCUUUCCUACAGCUCUUUCCUUCUCUUUCCUACAGCUCUUUCCUUCAGCUCUUUCCUACAGCUCUUUCCUACAGCUCUUUCCUGCAGCUCUUUCCUACAGCUCUUUCCUACAGCUCUUUCCUGCAGCUCUUUCCUACAGCUCUUUCCCACAUCUCUUUCCCACAUCUCUUUCCCACAUCUCUUUCCUACAGCUCUUUCCUUCUCUUUCCUACAGCUCUUUCCUUCAGCUCUUUCCUACAGCUCUUUCCUACAGCUCUUUCCUGCAGCUCUUUCCUACAGCUCUUUCCCACAUCUCUUUCCCACAUCUCUUUCCUACACUCUUUCCUACAGCUCUUUCAUACAGCUCUUUCCUACAGCUCUUUCCUGCAGCUCUUUCCUACAGCUCUUUCCCACAGCUCUUUCAUACAGCUCUUUCCUACAGCUCUUUCAUACAGCUCUUUCAUACAGCUCUUUCAUACAGCUCUUUCAUACAGCUCUUUCCUACAGCUCUUUCCUACAGCUCUUUCCUACAGCUCUUUCAUACAGCUCUUUCCUACAGCUCUUUCCUACAGCUCUUUCCUACAGCUCUUUCCUACAGCUCUUUCCUACAGCUCUUUCAUACAGCUCUUUCAUACAGCUCUUUCAUACAGCUCUUUCAUACAGCUCUUUCCUGCAGCUCUUUCAUACAGCUCUUUCCUACAGCUCUUUCAUACAGCUCUUUCCUACAGCUCUUUCAUACAGCUCUUUCCUACAGCUCUUUCAUACAGCUCUUUCCUGCAGCUCUUUCAUACAGCUCUUUCAUACAGCUCUUUCCUACAGCUCUUUCCUACAGCUGUUUCCUGCAGCUCUUUCCUACAGCUCUUUCCUUCUCUUUCCUACAGCUCUUUCCUUCUCUUUCCUACAGCUCUUUCCUACAGCUCUUUCCUAUAG